This is a messenger RNA of Sorex fumeus (smoky shrew), 1870 nucleotides long. It is a transcript of the gene GNAL, whose product is annotated as G protein subunit alpha L. The record is from RefSeq and is a predicted model, not a curated record. NCBI's taxonomy places the organism in Eukaryota, Metazoa, Chordata, Mammalia, Eulipotyphla, Soricidae. Gene Ontology annotation, biological process: adenylate cyclase-modulating G protein-coupled receptor signaling pathway. The transcript has 12 exons. Gene Ontology annotation, cellular component: heterotrimeric G-protein complex. The coding region runs from base 239 to 1381 and encodes 380 amino acids. Gene Ontology annotation, molecular function: GTPase activity; GTP binding; G protein-coupled receptor binding.
UGGCGCUCCCGGGCUGAUGCUCGCACUCCCGGCCGAGCGCUCCGACCGCGCGCGCCUUCCUGCGUCCUGUCGGGCCGCGGGCUUGGGUGGGCGGGGAGGGCGCGGGACGGGCGCUCCGGACCCGGCGACACCGAGAGCGUCUCUUUCAGCAGCCGGGAAGACAGGCGGUGGCCCGAGGCGCGCGGCGCUUGCUUGGGGCGCGCUCCUGACCGCCUGACAUCCCUCGGAGCGGGCAGGCAUGGGGUGCUUGGGCAACAGUAAGACGGCGGAGGACCAGGGCGUCGAUGAGAAGGAGCGGCGCGAGGCCAACAAGAAGAUCGAGAAGCAGCUGCAGAAGGAGCGCCUGGCAUACAAGGCCACCCACCGCCUGCUGCUGCUGGGGGCUGGUGAGUCAGGGAAGAGCACCAUCGUCAAACAGAUGAGGAUCCUGCACGUCAAUGGAUUUAAUCCCGAGGAAAAGAAACAGAAAAUUCUGGACAUUCGGAAAAAUGUGAAAGAUGCUAUUGUGACAAUUGUUUCAGCAAUGAGUACUAUCAUCCCUCCAGUACCUCUGGCCAAUCCAGAAAACCAAUUUCGAUCAGACUACAUCAAGAGCAUAGCACCUAUCACUGACUUUGAAUAUUCCCAAGAAUUCUUUGAUCAUGUGAAGAAACUUUGGGAUGAUGAAGGCGUGAAGGCAUGCUUUGAGAGAUCAAACGAAUACCAGCUGAUUGACUGCGCACAAUACUUCCUGGAGAGAAUCGACAGUGUCAGCUUGGUGGACUACACACCCACAGACCAGGACCUUCUCAGAUGCAGAGUGCUGACCUCGGGUAUUUUUGAGACUCGAUUCCAAGUGGACAAAGUAAACUUCCACAUGUUCGAUGUCGGCGGCCAGAGGGACGAGAGAAGAAAAUGGAUCCAGUGCUUCAACGAUGUCACUGCCAUCAUCUAUGUGGCCGCCUGCAGCAGCUACAACAUGGUGAUCCGGGAAGAUAACAACACCAACCGGCUGCGAGAGUCUCUGGACCUCUUCGAGAGCAUCUGGAACAACAGGUGGUUACGAACCAUUUCUAUCAUCUUGUUCUUGAACAAACAGGAUAUGUUGGCAGAAAAAGUCUUGGCAGGGAAAUCAAAAAUUGAAGAUUAUUUCCCAGAGUAUGCAAAUUAUACUGUUCCCGAAGAUGCGACACCAGAUGCAGGAGAAGAUCCCAAAGUGACAAGAGCAAAGUUCUUCAUCCGCGAUCUAUUUUUGAGGAUCAGCACAGCCACGGGAGACGGCAAACACUACUGCUACCCACACUUCACCUGCGCCGUGGACACGGAGAACAUCCGCCGGGUGUUCAAUGACUGCCGAGAUAUCAUCCAGAGGAUGCAUCUCAAACAGUACGAACUCUUGUGAGGUGCGGCCCUCCGCCCCGGACUGCCUGUGUGGGCCAAGCCCUGGGAGAAAGUAGUGAGUCCCCUUGUCCCCUCCUUCCUGCGUAUGCCCUGGUGUCCCUAGCUGCUGGCUACCUCUGCCCUCCCUCCUGCCCCCUCGGGGUUGGUGCCGUAGCUUUUGUUUCCAUUGAACUUGACCUGCCACCAUCUCUCACCCCACCCCCAGCAGUUGGACUCACUGUCUGCCCCCUCCGUUCUCUUGGGAGGCAGCAGGGAAAUCUGGGGUGGCCCCCUCGGAGUUGUGCAGUAACUAGAUCAUCACCUACCAAUUCUUGCUGACUUUGCAGACAGGUGAGAAAUGCACUUUUAUUCAGCUCUCCUGCAGGGGAGGAGAGGCCCAUGCAGGAAGGAGCUGAGCCCCUCAACUUUUUAGCUGAGGACACAUGGAGGGGUGGGUGGCAAACGGCCCCAUGAGUCCACAUCUACCUGCUGCUAGAAGCAGGCCCUUUGC